This is a messenger RNA of Leguminivora glycinivorella, 551 nucleotides long. RefSeq names its product 60S ribosomal protein L38-like. Gene Ontology annotation, biological process: translation. Gene Ontology annotation, cellular component: ribosome. NCBI's taxonomy places the organism in Eukaryota, Metazoa, Arthropoda, Insecta, Lepidoptera, Tortricidae. The transcript is spliced from 2 exons. Bases 126 to 329 code for a protein of 67 amino acids. Gene Ontology annotation, molecular function: structural constituent of ribosome. The record is from RefSeq and is a predicted model, not a curated record.
GAAUUUUUAGCGCGACUUCAAUGGUCGUCUUGACGAUAUUUAUUUAUUUUGUGAGGAUUUCUGAUAGAUCGUGGAAAAAAUAGCUCAGUGUAUAUUUGUGAUAGUUCCAAGUUUCAUUUCUGACUAUGGCUUGUGUGAACAAGUGUUGCAAAUCAUAUUCAGGAAGAAAAGAAAACACGCAAGAGGUUAUAUCAUUUCAUCGAUUUCCGAAGAAGACCGGAAACACGAAGUUCAAGGUGCGAUGCUCGCGGUUCCUUUACUCCCAAGACUCCACCAAAAAGAAGGCCAAGAAGCUGAAAUGGAGCAGGCCCCCAGAUGUCUACCUUUGACAAUUGUACAUAAUCGUAUUAUAUUAGAUCAAAUAUUGAAACGGGGCCUUCCCACACCCGGCUCGGGAAAACUGGUGGGAAAGCCUCGAUCAUCAUAAUAAAUCUAAACUUAAUAAACCUUGCAGACUUGCUCUGCCAAAAAACUUAAUAACGAACCGAAACAAGGUGCUACUGGUGAUUCUCCUCAAGGUUUCAGAUUCUAGAUGGAAAUGGAAUAAAACG